AUAUAUGCACGCAAUAGACGCCAAGGGGGAAGGCAGGGAGAGAGAAAGAGAGGCCCUGAACCGGAAGCAAGGAAGAGGCGAGCGACGAGGAGGAGGAGGAGGAGGUUGUUGGUAGGCUGUUGAGAGGAAGCUUCUAGAAGCCGCCAUGGGGGACUCAAGCGGGUCGGUGUCCAUCGACGUGGAGCGGAUCUACUUCGGCGGCAAGGAGCAUCCUGUGAGAACAAGAUACGGCUUUGUAUCUGUUUCUGUAUACGGCGAUGAAGACAAGCCAGCGCUCAUAACGUACCCCGAUGUAGCUCUAAAUUACAUGUCCUGCUUCCAAGGAUUGUUCUUCUGCCCAGAGGCUUCGUCCCUGUUGCUUCACAAUUUUUGUAUUUACCAUAUUACUCCUCAAGGCCAUGAGUUGGGAGCGGCUCCAAUUCCAUCGGAUGUACCUGAGCUAUCUGUUGAUAACCUCGCGGAUCAGGUCGCGGAUGUUCUUGAUUUCUUCGGUUUGGGGUCUGUGAUGUGCAUGGGUGUCACCGCCGGUGCCUACGUGCUUACCCUCUUUGCGGCAAAGUACAGGGAAAGGGUUCUUGGCCUGAUGUUGGUUUCACCUCUAUGCAAAGCCCCAUCUUGGAGUGAGUGGUUGUAUAACAAGGUAUUGUUAAACUUACUUUAUUAUUGUGGCACUAGUGGACUAGUGAACGAAUGCUUCCUUCAGCGGUAUUUUAGCACGGAAGUUCGUGGAAGUGGACAAGAACCUGAAUCGGAAAUUGUCCAAGCUUGUAGAAGUUUACUUGAUCAGAGGCAGGGUGUUAAUGUAUGUCGAUUCCUUAAAGCAAUCAACGAGAGACAUGACUUAACUGAAGCACUGAAGAAGCUCCGGUGCCGGACGCUGAUUUUUGUGGGCGAGAACUCACAGUUCCAUGCGGACGCUGUCCACAUGACCACAAAACUAGAUCGGAGAUAUUGCGCUCUAGUCGAGGUUCAGGCAUGCGGGUCGCUCAUCACCGAGGAGCAGCCACAUGCAAUGCUGAUCCCGAUGGAGUACUUCUUGAUGGGAUACGGGAUGUACAGACCGUCCCAGCUCGAGAGCAGCCCCCGAAGCACCCUGAACCCGUUCUGCAUAUCGCCAGAGCUGCUGUCGCCCGAGAGCAUGGGGGUGAAGCUGAAGCCCAUCAAGACCCGGGCCUCCCUCAUUGUCUAAAGAGUGCUGCUACACAGACGACGCUGCAUAGCCGAUUUUGGGACGACACUAUCAAUCAAACCAUCCAUGCAGAGGAUAAACUGUAGCACAACCAUUGGAUGUAGUGUCGUCUCCAAAUCGGCCAGCGUGUGUCGUUUGCUAAGUAGUUUCGUUGUCUAAACAACAUGUGGGGGGAGAUCUUGGAUGGCCUGACGACACAGCUCGCAAAAAAGCGAAGACUGCUUGGUUGAGCUGAUCGGAGCACGGUCACCAUCGCGAGACAAGUUUUGAUACCUUCCGGUACCUUGGCACGCACGCAUUGCAUAGAUCAAGAUCGAUACGCUAAUGGCAGCAUUUGCUGUAGUGGAUUGCUGUAAGCCUGUAAUCUACGUCUUCUGGGAUAGGCAAGCAAGGGGGAAUAGGGUGAGGUUGUAGGGGAGGAAUACGGCUGUUUGUUUCUUUGUUGAUAUGCUUUGUAGUAGUCCACAUCACAUGUGUAUAUGUCAUCAUCAGAUCAUUUCACACAGGAAAGCAAUAUAUAUAUAUGGUAAAGCAGAA
Molecule: messenger RNA, 1726 nt
Organism: Triticum aestivum (bread wheat)
Lineage: Eukaryota; Viridiplantae; Streptophyta; Magnoliopsida; Poales; Poaceae
Product: protein NDL1
Exons: 11
Coding region: 146-1189 (347 amino acids)
Source: RefSeq, a predicted model, not a curated record